AAAAAAGCACCGUCUGUUAGUAGACCGAGUACGCUCCACAAAUCAAGCCUCCCACUCCCAAAGUACACAGCAAAAACCAGCCCCAGCUGCUGGUACUUGCUUACGCAGAUACCAAAUCCCCAGAACCCAGCUUUCUCUGCACCUCAGAGGCCAUGAUUUUCCGGUAAAUACUUGAAAAUUCAAAGCCAACCGAUUGCCUUUUGGGUUUUGCUUCAAUCAGUGCAAUGAGAAAUUCCCUUGUCUUCCUCACUCUCCUAACACUCACUGUCACUUACUCCCUCCGAUUCCAAGCUCAUGCUGCCCCUGCAGGGCCAUUGAUAAGGCACUUGUCUUCUCUUCUCAAAUGGACCAGGGAAAUAUCCUCCAAAACGCCACAAUCAGAUGUGAAUGUUCUUCAGUUUGAGGAUGGGUACUUAGUUGAGACUGUUUUGGAAGGAAAUGAUAUCGGAGUUAUUCCUUACAAAAUCCGCAUCUCAGAGGAUGGGGAGCUCUUUGUUGUGGACUCCGUUAAUAGCAACAUUAUGCGGAUUACUCCACCAUUGUCCCAAUAUAGUAGGGGAAGAUUGGUUGCUGGUUCAUUUCAGGGUUACACCGGACAUGUUGAUGGGAAGCCAAGUGAUGCUCGUUUCAAUCAUCCCAAAGGUGUAACCAUGGAUGAUAAAGGGAAUGUGUAUGUUGCUGAUACCUUGAAUCACGCCAUAAGAAAGAUUGGAGAUGCUGGUGUGACAACCAUUGCGGGUGGGAAAUCAAAUGUUGCAGGCUACAGGGAUGGGCCCAGUGAAGAUGCAAUGUUCUCAAAUGAUUUUGAUAUCGUAUAUGUUCAACCUACUUGUUCAUUGCUAGUUGUUGACAGAGGAAAUGCUGCUCUCCGGCAGAUCUCUCUCAACCAGGAGGAUUGUGAUUAUCAGUACAGUUCAAUUUCUGCCACAGAUGUCCUUAUGGUUGUUGGUGCUGUCUUGGCAGGGUAUGCUACAUGCAUGCUUCAGCAGGGAUAUGGACCUUCUUUCUUAUCAAGAACGCAGCCACCUUUAAAGAGUGAAAUGAAAGAACAUCCAAGCAGUGAAAAAUCCACUCUACUGGUGGAAAGCAUGAAAGAGGAACCGGGAUGGCCCUCUUUUGGACAGCUCGUCAGUGAUCUAUCCAAACUUGGACUUGAAGCAUUGGCUGGCAUAUUCGUUCACUUCCUCCCGUCGCGUUUUAUGCCUGGUGGCUCCCAGAAAGCCCUCACACCAUUAAAAGAUUCUCUUAGGAUGCCUGAAGACAAAUCUGAGGCUCCAGUAGUUCAGAGACAAAGUGCUCCUGCUCCUCUAUCUGAAACUCGACAGGCCCAUACUCCCAUUGCAAGUGAGAAGUAUUCAGAAAUGAAGCCACCAAAAAUGAAGUCAACUAGUUUCAAAGAUCCCUCUUUGCCAAGCAAGCACCGGUCUUCAAAACGACAGGAUUCUGCAGAGUUCUAUGGGUCGGGUGAGGUUUCUUCUCAUAGCAGGUCUAAGAGCCAGAAAGAAAGAACAAGGCAUCGCCAGCGAGAAAAGACUGGAGAGGUAGUUUAUGGAGCUGUUGGGGCAGAAACAAAACCGGUGGAUAUGAAGCCAGCGGGUUAUGACAAUCCAAAGUUCGAAAAUUACAACGUGAGGAGCAGGUAUGGGACCGAUCGCCAGCGAGAAAAGACUGGAGAGGUAGUUUAUGGAACUGUUGGGGCAGAAACAAAACCGGUGGAUAUGAAGCCAGUGGGUUAUGACAAUCCAAAGUUCGAAAAUUACAACAUGAGGAGCAGGUAUGGGACUGAUCGCCAGCGAGAAAAGACUGGAGAGGUAGUUUAUGGAACUGUUGGGGCAGAAACAAAACCGGUGGAUAUGAAGCCAGCGGGCUAUGACAAUCCAAAGUUUGAAAAUUACAUGAGGAGCAGGUAUGGGACUGAUAGUUCAUGCCGCUUUUGAUCAAACUGUGACCCCGUGAAUACCCUUUGCCGGCCUGCAAAUUUCAGCCAGUUUUUGCCUGAUCUUGAAUGUGUAUCCUGUAUUUCGUUUCGAGCUUAGUCUGCAACUGAUUCUAUGCUGCAAGUUUGUAAACAGGAUGUGUUAAGAAAAAUUACAGAUGGGUGAGGAUUCUACAAGUAUUAUCUGACAUAGGACUGUUUAGUCUAGGCACCAUACACUGCUUUCAUUUUGUGAGGAAGUUAAUGAGAAACUGAGACGUGCAGAAAUGGAUUUUCUUGUUUCUU
Messenger RNA from Pyrus x bretschneideri (Chinese white pear), 2221 nucleotides. RefSeq lists its product as uncharacterized. Gene Ontology annotation, molecular function: protein binding. The coding region runs from base 225 to 1937 and encodes 570 amino acids. The transcript is spliced from 7 exons. Lineage: Eukaryota; Viridiplantae; Streptophyta; Magnoliopsida; Rosales; Rosaceae. The record is from RefSeq and is a predicted model, not a curated record.